UAUCACAUAGUUUAUCGAACUUGAGCAAAAUAUCCCCCAAGGAGGAUGAAAGGCAGAAAUCGUCAAAACAAGCCUCGGGGGUGAAAUAGUUUGCACAGCCCCUAUCGUCCAUCUGGCGGUAGAUGAAAAAUUGGGCUAACAAACAUAUGAUAGUUUCCCCCCAGGUAAGUCAAGCAUGUCCUUGAGACAAAGGGCGACCAUGAACUAUCAACCAGGUAAGAAAAAUUGCCUUUGGUUUAAGCAAAACUAUGGAUUUUAGUUAGUCCCAAUGCUUUGAUGUCGAAAUCUGCACUGAAGUAAAAUUCGAGCUGUGCAGCCAGAAGUCCCGAAGAAUUGUAAUGAAGGCUGCAAAUCACAAGCCAACAAGGAGUUGGGGCCGCUGUAUCUUGAGGUACAUCUGACAACCGCCCUAUUACGAAAAUCUUAAGAACAUUCAAUGAUUAAAAGCUGGGCUUCGUAGGUGGACAAGGCUGAUAGUGAGUAAAACACAAAAAACCAACAUACCGAAAUGCAAAACGUUCGGUAGUGUUGAAAAGUAAAAACUGCAGUAAAUAAUAAACCAUGAACGAAUGCACAAAGAAACCAUCUUAUGCCGAACUCGAGAGACCUCUGAUAUAGUUGUGCAUUUACGUAGCGCUCUUCUGUUGAAAGGUAACAGGCACUAUAUACUUAUGACAGUGUUUUCAAGUCAGUUUACUGAUGAAAAGUCAAUGGAUUUCGGGGGUUCAAAUCUGAUAGAGACGCCGAGUUUUUCACAGAUGGGUCAAAAUAAAUGAUGAAAAUUUGUCUGCGCCGUUGCCGACUGCAUCUCCGUCGUAAAAUUCGGGAUGCCUUGAAAAAAAAUAAAUGCUUCGCAACAGCUGAAAUAUAUUUGCAACAAAUUUGAAUAAAUAUGCAAGCGGAAAGAGCGAAACCAUGAUUUGCACGCUUACUGUUACGUUAGUCCAUACAGAUUAUGUUUGAAGCUCCUGUGAUGCCAAAAGCACGAUCUCUGCUGCCUUUUAUUUACAAAAAGACCUCCCAUACAUUCGGUUUUAUGUGGUGAAAGCUAUACUUCGUAUAAUCGAACUUAUUUUCGUAAAUCGAACUUAUUUUCGAAUCACAUCUCGCCAGUCUAUUAGUUGGCAGUUUUAAAUUAUGGUUAAUGAAUUCAAUGCAUCUAUUCUUGUUAGGCAACUAAAGAGAGGCAUAAAUCUUUCCCAUUAAUCAUUGACAGCUUUAUUUUGUACUUGGUAAUACAGCCAUUGGCAUUAUCGACACCAAAAUUGCAAUUUCUGGGACGCAUGAAAGACUCUUAUAAUUAAAUUUUCCACGGUCUCAGGACCCCCGUGACGUAUGCCAAGUGCACUUUUAUAUCUUUUUCGAAUUUCUUAAAGUAUUUUUCUUAAAUAAAGUUAUUGUGCGCCUAGAUGUUUCCCCGCCCAACACCACUCCCCGACCGAAUCCCCAAACCAGAACGUGACAGCAAGGGCGGAAGAAAGAAAGUUUAUUAAUGUGUUCCUUCAGGUCGUAUAAGACGGUCAAAAGAUCAUACAGAACGUCCGCCAUUGGCCUGAAGUUAGACUAAUAAAGUAGUGCUUUUGGGUGGUUAGCAUACCGACUGGAUUCUGCUUCAUUUUACUAAUCGAGUAGUCCCCGGCUCUGUCCGGAGCUGGCGCGAUAUCAACGUGCGCAUGGAGUGUGAGAGGAUCGUUUGGACAGCGCGUGAGUAAAAUGCAGUUUAAAGAAAAAAAUAACAGGAAGCCAGUAUUGUGGAGAAAAGAACUGUAUCACAAAGAGAGUCGACUAUCUGACAAGGAACUAAAUCAUGAACCAUGGUUAUAAAAAUGUGUCGGGAAUUCGACAAGAAUUUGCAACAAAAAAGCAACGUUGAACUCACAAUUUCUCUGCAGCUCUUCCCGAUAGAGUACAAAGAAAGACAUCAAAUUCUAUUUAUAAGGACUACGGAUGGCGUUGAGAUUACUGAAAGCAGGGAGUAGGCUAUGCAUCUUUUACAGUUUUUCCAGUCGGUCAACAUUAACGAGGCAAGGUUUCUUCCUCCCUCCACAGAAGAAGUGCUGGCUAAAAGAAUAAGCGAUAUACUUUUCUCAGGGACGAAACGAAGUCUCCGGGAACAGAAAGACUCCACCCACACUUCUCGGAGAACUUCCUGAUGGGUUUCCUAUACCUCUGUCGAUUCUCCGUCUGACGGGGUAUGGCACUUGAACACUUCCUGUCAAUUGGAAGUUGGUGCACAUAAUUCCAACAUAUAAACGCUGUAGCAGAGCAUAUGCUUGACAUGUAUUCUCAACAAAGUUAUGGACAGGACUAUGAACAGAGUACUGAUGCAAUACCUGGAAGUUCACAACUUGCUAUCGAAAUUCCAACAUGGGUUGCGGAAAAGAAGCUUCUAUACGACAAACGUCUUGCUAAACCCGAGCUCCCGACAACCAGCAUGCGGCUAACAUCGCUUUUACUAGCUUUCAAAAGUCGUUUGACAUUAAACCACACCAGUGAAUGCUAUGUAAGCUGAAAAAAUAGGAACCAAAAAUAACACCCUCAAAUGCAGCAAAAACUUCCUUGUGGGUCGACAGUGGGUUGUCUGCAUCGGACAAGAGAAAUCAGGUCCCGCUGUGGUAGAAAGUUGUGUUCCCCAGGGUUCCUCACUGAGACCUAUUGUAUUUUUAAUCUACGUGGACGAUUGCGCAGGCGAUUUUGAUUCCGAGACAACAGUGCUUGUUGACGACAUGAAAACAUGGAGAGAAGUCCGUGUCCCUUUCGACGAAUACAGACUGCAGAUCAGCCUAAGUCCGUUGGAAGAGUGCUCUAACCGUUGAAUCAAGCUCUUCAACGGCGGUAAGUGUACCAUACUUCGCCCAGGCAAUUCCUCUCGACAGGCCGGCAUGAGAGAUUACUUUCUUGACUGUGCAGUCUUACGAGACGUCGAAGGCCAAAAGGGCCUAGGUGUGCUGACGACCUAUUCCCUAAAACAAUCUGUUCAUUUUUCGAGAGUGAUAAAAAGCGUAAUGUCUGUACAGUACGCCAUCAAGAGUACAUUUGUGGAUUUUCAUAAAGACGAUUUCCAAAGAAGUUUCGGAACAUUUGUGCGGCCGCGCUUGGAAUACGGCAUACAAGUUUGGAGAUCCUGGGCGAUUCAAGAUCAAAUUUUCCCAAAAGAGUCAAAAGGAGAGUCAACAAAAUAGUUUUCCUCUUCCCGGGUCCUCCUCAAAUGUUUUUCCACCUAAUGCUGCAUCUCUAGCUAGUAAUUACCCCCAUAAAUUUUAGACCGCAGCAGCUUUGUCCUCCACCAAUUGCUUCGUUCCAACAGCUUAAUUUUUCACCUCCAGCUCUUCGUUUUUUAUAAGUAGCAAUGAGCGGAACCUACAUAUUAGGAAUACGCUCAGUAUUGUCUCUCUCAACGCAAGAUCUGUCGUGCAAAAGAUGGCACACCUAAGAAGUGUAGCUGUUGAGUUUGACACAGACAUAUUGUGCAUUACAGAAUCUUGGGCUCACUCUCUAAUUUCAGACUCGGCACUUAAUAUAGAUAGCCUCAGUUUAUACCGCCAGGACCGUGCCGACAGACGCGGCGGUGGAUGCCUUCUUUACAUAAGAGCAUCACUUGCACAAUCGCCUUAUAACUUGAACAUUUCCUCCUUUCCUGGAAAUUUAUGUUUUGCUUCGGUAGUCCUUCCGCAAAAUAGGAAAGCCUUAGUCGUAUGUGUAUAAAAUCCUCCUUGUUUCUCCGGAAAUGAAAGCCAACUUUGUGAACUCUUUGAAAAAAUUUCAGAAACUUCUUUCGAUGUCAAGAUAAUCGUAGGCGAUUUUAAUUUGCCAGAAAUUGACUGGCACACAUACUUCUCCUCCUAAAUUCCAGAAGCUGCUUGACACAGUUUACUUUUCAAACCUGACUCAAUUAGUUUACUCUUCGACCAGAAACGAUAGUGUUUUAGACUUAAUUUUUACUAAUGGCACCUUCCCUUUAUCUAUGGAUUUUUAUCAUGACCUCUUUGCAAGUGAUCAUGCAUUAAUCCAUUGUCGCCUUCCAGUUGCCAUUUCCGCAAAGCCAACAGUUCAACGUAGUAUUUUUGACUUUGCUAAUGUUAACAAGGAAUUAGUAAAUAACUUUACAUGCACUCUUGAUUGGCACAAUAUUUUUUCAAAUAAUGGUCUAAAUUUUUCAACAAUUUAUUACAAUGCGUAACAGAAGGUCUUCUUGACCUUAUUCCUCGGAAGAUGUUCAAACCGAGUGCUAAUUCCACCGCUAUCCCACACUUUCUUAAAAACAGACUUAAAAAGUUACGGAAACAGUUUAAAGAUCCUUCUGUGAGCUCAUUAUCAGUUCAUCUAAGAAUCGUUGAAAUAUUUGAACUAGCUUCGAAAGUGAGGCUCGAGCGAUUAAUGACAUGAAUGCUUCUAAAUCAGUUGCUCAGAUCUUCCGUCAGAGAUCAUCUGCUAAGUCCCACCAAGUCAUUCCGCCCUUGCUUAGUGCUAGCGAUGCCUUCAUUACUGAUGAUUCAGGCAAAGCAGAAAUUUUAACUUCGUUCUUUGUCAAACAUUUCACCAUUGAAACUGAUCCGAUCCCUUUAAUUCCUUCGUUGUCUGAUGCUUCUCUUAGCUUCAUUAAUUUUUCUCCUAAAUGUAUUCCAAAACUGAUAAGCCAUCUUCCUAACUCUCACUCAGUAGGUACGGACAAUAUCCCAAACUCUCUUAUAAAACAGCAAAGAGAUUUUCCUCCUCUGCUUAGCAAAAUCUUUUCAGUAUUUCUCGUUAAUGGCUUCUUCCCUGACUAUUGGAAAACUUCUAUUAUUAUUCCAGUAUUAAAGUCCGGCUGUCGUUCUGACGUACAGAACUAUCGAGGUGUCCAUAAAAGACCCUCUCUCGCCUAAAUCUUCGAAAAAAUUAUGGCCGUAAAAAUUACCGAAUUUUGCAUAGCCAAUCAAAUUAUUAGCCCUUCCCAGCAUGGUUUUUUACCAGAUCGAUAUUGUGAAACAUGUCAUCUGUCGUUUCUCGACCUACUUACCUCUCUUCGUAAUGAUCACCUAUCUGUUGUCGUAAUUUAUUUUGAUUUAGUAAAGCCUUUGAUAAAGUGCCACAUAAAAGACUCUUGGUUAAAUUGGAAGCCAUGGGAAUUCGCAGUCCACUAAUAGACUUUCUCAGGUCAUACCUGUCUAAUCGUAAGCAAAAGGUUUUGGUGGGAUCUUCACUUUCCAGUGAAAGUCCUAUUGUAAGCGGUGUCCUACAAGGUACCGUUUUAGGUCCUCUUUUGUUCUUGCUUUACAUAAAUGAUAUUUCAGCAGCAGUUAAACAUUCUCAAUCAUUUAUUUAUGCCGAUGAUCUCAAAUGUGUAUAUUCUUUCAAUAAAUCUACGAGCCUUCAUUGCCUGGGGCCAAUCCAUGCUGACUUGCUUGCUCUCUCAGCUGGGAGCUCAAAAUGGCUAAUGGAAUUCUCUCCGUCUAAAUGUCGUUAUAUGUGUUUUGGACCUGAUAGGCUACCCCAACCAGUGGUCUUUCAAGGCACACCUAUGACUGAAUGUACCACCAUCAAGGAUUUAGGUUUAAGCUACACUAGUAAUCUUGAUCUCUCGCCGCACGCUGACAAAAUUACAGCUAAAGCUGCCCAGAUUUGUGGCUUUAUUUCUUACAAUUUCUAUCUUCCUGAAAUUAAAUUAAGGCUCUAUCGUAUGCUAGUACUUCCCAUUCUCGAGUAUUGUUGCCCAUUCUUUGGUUGGAUGAAUGAAGCCAGUCGUUUAAAAAUUGAAAAUGUCCAAAGACGUUUUUCAAAAAAACUUUUAGAUAGGGAACAUCCCAAUAUCUCCUACUCAAAUAGAUGCCAGCUAAUUAACCUAAAAUUUUUAUGGGUUCGAAGACUAGAAGCGGGCUUCUGUCUCCUCUUUCGCAUUAAUCAUAGUUCAAAUUUUCCUCGGAUUUCAACACUUAUCCCUAGUAGUCGUCCAUACAAUCUUCGCAACUCGUCUCUAAUUAUACCUCCUCCAGCGUCCUCCACCUCUAAGCGCUCCCUUUUUUUCGCUUCCAGGUAUACUUUCCUCUGGAAUAACCUUCCAAUAAAUAUAAGAUCUUCAGAAAAUCUACACACCUUUAAGAGAAGGCUACGCCUUUAUGCGAAUACUGACUCGAUUAAACCUUUAUUUUCCUCAUCCAUCCCAGGCAACUUUUUCUAUGACACUGAGAAAGGGUCACUGGGAAUUUAGCAUGCCGCUAUUAAAUUUCCGUAUCUGUUCACGUUUCCUUCCUUUAUGAGUAGUCUCGCUACCUAAGAUCCCUCACCAGAAAUGUUAAUUAUUCCAAUUUUCAGUUCAUGCAUCGUGCCCUCACAGAAUGCGCACCAUCGAUGCUCUUGGCGAAACCUUCUAUAUUCGCCAUAUACUAGUAGGCUGGUCGCAUCUCCCUUCCCCAUGCUCGGAUGGACUCGGUUGAAUGAAACCGACCGCAUCUGGGUUCCUAUCAGCUCGAGACUGGUUUUCAAUUUCGCCACCUUUUUUUCUUAUUCAAGGCGAUACAGGCCAGUCCUGACCGACCCCCCUACGUACCAUUUUAUGAAAUCCGUUACACAAUGCCAUAUACAGCUGACAUUUAUUUCGGCCAUGUUGAUGUCCGACUAUAUUCCAUUCUGUACCGCCACAUGCAGGCCAGUCCUCCCUGCAUUUUUCAGAUGCUAUUUUUUUGAGGUUUUUUUUCUCCUGUUAAAUUAUUACAAUCAUUUUUAAAUUUUGCUUUGGAGUUUUUUUCACCCCUCCUUUUUCAUUUUGCUUAACGGACUUCUAAUCUCAAAAGCGAUGUAUUGCACUUUGUACAGAUUUUGCCUACCUCGUCUAAAAUUCGCAUGUAAAUUUAUUUUUACUUGCUUUGAUGGGAGCCCGACGGGUCUUUGAUAAAAAUAAUUGAAUUGAAUUGAGAGCAACAAAAAUGGUUAGGCGUCAAAUUUCCGUUCCUUACGCAACCCGUCUAACAAGUCUGCACCUCCUUCCUUUGAGGUGUAAGCAACUGCGCAGGGAUCUCUUACAAGCAUUCCACAUUUUAAAGGCAUCGUAUUGUAGUCUGGCCCUCGAGGUCAUGCAAUAAAUUGCGCAUUCAGCAGGCAAGACUAGACGUGCAAAAGGCUUCCCUCUCUGCUAUCAAACCGUGAAAUGCUCUCCUCGCAGAUUUUGCUAUGUUACAAUCGAUAGAAAGAUUUAAAAAUGAGCUUGGUAUAUUUAUGGUCCGAAGCGAGCGUAAUACUUUUUCGAAAUAGUCACCUUUAAAAUUCAUUCCCAAUUUGCCAUAUUUUUAAGCUCAUUUGAACCAUUUUAGCCCACAUGGUUCCUAUGUGCUCUGCACGCAAUUUUGUGUUGCAAAUAGGGCGUUUAACGCUCAUGCUUAUUCUCCUAAAUAAGCCGAAGAAGACGGAACGAAAGUAAUAAAAUACAAGAGGAAUUGAUGGACUUGAGUGCGACCAAGCACUAUGUUACCAACUCUUUGUUGUGUUUCAACCUCUAAAUCUGCAGAGUCAUUGGAAAAGUGACUAUCUUCACUUUGCUAAUAUUAACAAGACCUCAAUGUAUAUCUUCAUACGCACUUUAGGUUGACGCAGAAAAUUUUCAAAUAAUGAUCCAGAUAUUCUCCCGAUUUUUUUGUAGUGCCUAACAGAGGCUAUUCUCCUCUUUGUUCCAUUAAAAAUGUUUAAAUUGAAUGCUGCUUCUUCCGCUGUCUCAGACUUACUUAAAACGGACUUAAAAAGUUAUAAAAAAGCUCAUUUCCACUUCAUUUGAAAAUCACAGAGAUAUUUAAAUUAGCUUCCGAAAUUAGACUCGACCAAGAUAGACGUAGGGAGCCUUUGACAAGUAGUGACGUAAGUCCUUCCAGCCCUGUUGCUAAAGUCUUCCGUCUCAGAUCGUUUCAUUAAAUCAUUUAGCCUCAGCUCAGUCAAAGCAGUAUCUUCAUUAUGGGGGCGCCGGUCGAAGCAGAACUGUCAAACUAAGUCUCUGGUAGUCAUUCUACCUCUGAAACUGACCUCAUCCCCACAAUUCCUCCGUCGUCCAGUGGGCUUCCCACCGCCAUUAAUUUCGCUCAUGCAAGCACUCAGAACUAGAUUAGUCAGCUUGUUAACUUGCAUUCAGCGGGGACUGACAGUGCCCAAGGGGCGCUAUAAUAAACCUAUUCUGUCAAGGUCCCGAACUUUCUUACUGAGCAGCGAAAAGAUUUUUCUUCUUUGCUGAGCGAAGUAUUCUCUGUCUUUCUCGAGAACGGUCUCUUUCCUGAUUGUUGGAAAGCCUCUAUUUUUCUACCACUGCUUAAAUCUGACUCUCUUUCUGACAUUCAAAAUUAUCGGGAUAUUCAAUAAACGUCCUCUCUCUCUCUCACUCUCGUUAAAGCGUUUGAAAAGGUGACUAUAAAUAAAUAAUGUUAUUGAAAAACGCGUGAAGUUCCAUCAUAGCUAGUAAAUUUUAAAACAAGUAGACAGGUUCUUGCAGUAUUCAAUUUUCUGUUGGAUUACCGCUUCCUUCAGCCGCGUAUACGGUUCGUCGGCUGGAAUUGGGUCAAGGAGGUCUUCGACGGUUACAGCUGCAUCAAAUGGGAGGGACUGCAAAACGUACGAAAAGCGGGUACGCUCGCCAGUAAUGCGGCUUGUCGCAAAAAGAGUCUCGAUCUGCCUGAACCAAACGCGAGAAUUGCUCGGUAUAAACGGUGGCAGAUUAAAAGAAUGGGUGUUAAUGUCGAGUGAGUCUUUUUGGGAGUCGUUACAGGCCAUGGUAAAUAAAAAAAGGCUCGGAAUGCAGGAAAAAGCGGGGUCACCAAUUUUGUAGUGGAAACGUGAACCUAAAAGCUACAAACAAUAAUAUAUACAGGAAAACUAACUCCAACUGUGGGGAAUUGUGUGUGCCAACAAAAAAAGGAUGUACAUAUUCGAAGAAUCAGAAAAGGAAUGUUCCAGACUCACGCAAAGUAGAAUCCUCUCAAGUAGCGAGAUAGUAUUCCGAUGAGGAACCGGUUGAAUAGAGGUAGUCGGUUCCACGAUGAUAUGGUGAAGUAGGCUUGUGAGGAGGGAGUCUCCGUCAGCUCAUAAGGAUUGUUAAGAAUGUUGAGAGGUUACAAGCGAAGGCCAAGAAAUAACGACAUCAGGCACACUCGAAACCAGAACACACGUUGACCGCCACAGAGUUGUUACUGUAUAUUUCCGUUUAGUCAAACAAAUGUACAGGAAAGUGAGAUGAACAAGAAAGUGUAGUGAAACAAAUCAAAAAUAUACAAAAGCCUACAGAUGAAACAGUCAAACAUAAAAGCAGUUAGCGCGCAGUAAAAAUUCCUUAUGAAAAAAAACUAGAUGAGUAUUAAUCGGUUGACUUUUGAGGAGAAAAAUGACGGCCGCUCAAGAGGGAGGAAAUGUUCGGGUCGAACGUGACGGACAUGCAUAUGAUAUUUUAUGAGAUUCAAAACGUAAAUCGUCAAAGCAGAGCUUUCCAAACCGAAUGAGGUUAUACGUCUCGAAGUGGCAAGACAGAGAAACCUAGACGCGAUCGGACACAGUCCGCUUAGAGUUCAGCCGAGGAUGGACACGCAUGCUGACGAUCAAUUUGUCAAGGAGAUGUUCCUGGAGCGUCUGCUCGCAGAUGUUUAAACGAUCCUGGCGUCCGGCUUUCAAGAUCUUACGGUCUCACAGCUAGCUGAUAUGGCGGAUCGACUGAUAAAGGUGCAACGGUUCCAGCCACCGUCCGUUGCCCAGAUCUCAUCCUCAUGGUCAGUGAAUGAGCAUUUAGUAAAGCGGGCGUCGGCCAUGGCGGAUGAGAUGGCCUCCCUUAAAAUACAGCUCGCCCGCCUAACUUCCAGUCGCUCACGCAGUCGUCGUUGUUAUCGUUCGCGACCUCGAACUGCUGAUACUUGCUGGUAUCACACUAAUUUCGGCGUAAAGGCCCGUCGUUGUUCCUAACCUUGCUCUUUUAGGCCGAAACAGGGAAACCAGUCAGCCAGAGAAUAGAUACGGCCGUUUUCUCUGGUUCUUCCGGCUCUGGUCGCACCUUCUAUGUUUGCGACACUGCGACUCGCAGACGUUUCCUGGUGGACACUGGAGCCCAAAUCAUUGUUGCUCCCCUAACUGCAGCUGAUCGUCGUUUCCCUAGCCCUGGUCUUCACCUCCAAGCUGCUAACUGUUCCCCCUUCACACUUUCCGUAGUCUGUCACUCACCCUGAACAUUGGCCUUCGUCGGUCAUUUACUUGGAUCUUUUUGAUUGCCGAUGUCCCUCAUGCAAUCCUCGGUUUGGGCUUUCUUGCCGAGUUCGAUCUCCUUGUUGACUGUCGACAUGUCCGUUUCCUCGACCGCACAACCGGUCUGUUUGUUCGUGGUCUAACUCCCUUUACUGCUCCCACCAACUAAUCUGUCUUGAAUACGGAUAUUGGUAACCCCUUUCGGCAAUUGCUUCUUAGUCACCCCAACAUAAUUAACCCCCAGUUUCACAGUGGUGAGGUCCAACAUGAUGUUGUGCACCAUAUCCGCACCUAAGGUCCUCCUGUGUUUGCUCGACCGAGACGACUAGCACCGGAGCGUUUCCAGGCCGUGAAGGCGGAGUUUGAACACAUGCUGCAACUGGGAAUAAUUCGACCGUCCGUGAGCCCUUGGGCGUCUCCACUGCAAAUGGUGCCCAAGGCGACUUCAGGCGACUGUCGACCCUGUGGCGACUAUCGUGCCCUCAACUGCGCUAGUAAUCCUGAUCUGUACCCCGUUCCUCAUCUUCAGGAUUUUGCUGGAGCCUUUUUCGUCAAAGCGAUUUUCUCGAAGAUUGAUCUGGUGCGUGCUUUUCAUCAGAUUCCAGCCGCCCCUGAGGACAUCCCUAAAACCACCGUCACCGCACCCUUCGGUUUCUUUGAGUUCAUCCGCAUGCCGUUCGGUCUAAGUAAUGCCGCCCAAACGUUCCAGAGGUUCAUCGAUCAUGUCUUACGUGGCCUGCCCUUUGUGUAUGCCUACAUUGAUGACCUCUUGGCGGCCAGCCGGAAUGGCGAAGAACACAAAGAGCAUCUUGCCUUGGUUUUUAACCGUCUUGACAAGUUUGGCGUUGUCAUCAACCCCUCCAAGUGCGUGUUGGGUGUGCCUUCACUCGAGUUCCUCGGCCAUCAGGUCUGUUAUGUAUGCAAAACAGAAGGCUAAUUGGAAAUAGGACGUGUACUGAGUACGAUAGACAGCACAAGUGAGGAGGCUUGUGGAAACGGCCGGGUAUAUGGCUAGGGGGACUGUCAUAGGCUGAUGGGUGGCCAAUCAGCACAAAGACGGUGUGAACAGGGGGCCAUGACCUUGAUCGUUCGCUUGUCACGCGUUUGUGGCAUGAUGUCCUGACGGCCCGGACAACAUACGCUGCAUCCCUCCACCCUAAAGUGGGGAGCAUGAGGGGGAGGGAGGGGAACAGUAUAGGUAAUAGUGGAUUGUCAGACAAUGUUCUAAUAAGAUUCGUCCUGAAAGCGUUGGACAGGUUUGCGGUUUCAGGUCGAUCUUCUAAGGGCGGUAUUUUCUACCUCUGCGCCGCUUUGUGUAGUCACUGGCUCCUCUGCUCCUAAGCUAGUGCUGGCCGGGGUAGAAGGAGGUGGAACAUAAGCCUCGGUGGAUGGCGUAGUGCCCUGUGCAGGAAGUAGGGGCUCAGUCCUCGGGAUGUCAGGAUCCCUAUCAAGGGUUGCUGGCAGUUCUAACUCUCCGAAUUCUCCACUUACUGUGUCCGUUCGGCUGCGAACUUGGUCCAGAUGUCGACGCACAAUUCUCCCACCUUCUAACUCUAAUUCCACUAUUUGACCCUCGCUUUUUCGAACUACCGCUGGACACCAGUUCGUUUCGUGUUCCAGUCGCGUGUAGACACUUUCGUUGGGCGCGACGACUCGUGGUCGGGUGCUCACAUCAUAUCGUUCUUUCAUCUUCGUCUGUUUUGCAAUGACCCUAUCCUGCGUUGAUGGAUUAAGCAGGUCGAGUCGUGUGCGCAACUGCUGCUUGAACAUCAAUUCUGCAGGCGAAGCACCAGUUGAGUCGUUAGGUGUUAUGCGAUAGCUGAACAGAAAGCGUGACAACUUGGUGGCCAAGUCCGCUUCUGUCUGUCUGGCUAGUCCGUGCAUUAUUGUCUGGACUGCACGCUCUGCGAGGCCAUUUGAAGCAGCGUGGUACGGGGCAGUAGUUAAAUGUCUAAUUCCAUUUUUCUUCAUGAAAUCUUUAAAUUCUGCACUAGUAAAGGCCGGCCCAUUGUCUGAAACGACCAUUUCAGGUAUCCCAAAAGUAGAAAAGACGGUUCGCAACUUGCUGAUUGUAGUCAGUGAGGAACAAGAAUUUCCUGUCGGAAUCGCAUCAAUCCAUGUAGUGUGGGCGUCAACUACCACCAAACCCAUAUGGCCUUGGAAUGGCCCAAAAUAAUCGACGUGUACCCUCUUCCACGGCGAGUCGGGCCAGGCCCAAGGCUUCAGAGGAACCUUCGGUAGGGUCUUCUGUGUUAUUUGGUACACGUGACAUGCUUUCACCACGUUUUCUAUAUCUGCGUCAAUUUUAGGCCACCAAACAUAGCUGCGGACGAGAGCUUUCAUUCUAAGUGUACCAGGAUGAACAUUAUGCAGGUCUCUGAGGAUGGCCCGUCGGCCUUGUGGUGACACAACUACACGAUUGCCCAUAAUAUGCAUCCGUCUUGUAGACUUAACUCGUUCUGACGGCUGAAGAAUGGUUGAAAAUCAGAGGAGGUAGAGGACGGCCAGCCAGAUUGUAAGGCUCUUUUGACCCGACUUAGGAGAGGGUCUCUCGAUGUCCACUGUCGAAUUUAUUGACAGGUUACAGGCGCGUUGACUACAUUCUGCAAAAGAUUCACGGUCUCAAAAACAGGUGCCCCGUUAAUGCCAUCGUCCACGAUAGGAAGCCUACUCAAGGCGUCAGCCACUACGUUUGCACUACCUGUAACGUAUUUCAUUGCAUACGUGUAAGCAGAUCAAGUGAGUACCCAUCGUUGCAUUCUUGGAGAGGACAUCUGUUGUAUCCCUAGUUUUUCUCCCAGCAAACCUAAGUGGGGUUUGUGAUCAGUGUGGAUUUCAAAGUGUCGGCCAAAAAGAUACAGGUGGAACCGAUGUAGGCCAAACAUUAUUGCUAAGGCCUCUUUGUCUAGUUGCGAAUAGUUGGUUUCCGCCUGUGACAUGGUUCUUGAUGCAAAAGCAAUCGGCAUCUUCGAACCCGAAGGCAUUCGAUGCAUGAGAACCGCACCUACGCCGUACGGAGACGCAUCACAUUUCAGUAUGAUAGGCUUUUCGGGGUCAUAGUGAACUAGGACAGAUGAGGAGGUAAGAGCCGCCUUUGCCUGUUCGAAAGCACUUUGUUUGACCUCCGACCAGUGCCAGCCACAAUUCUUUUCAAGUAGUCGAUAAAGUGGUUUGAGAAUUGUAGCCGAUUGAUUCAUAAAGCGACUAAAGUGGGUGACCAACCCCAGGAAUGAACGCAAUUGACUAGUAUUGUUGGGGCGCGGCGCCGUCUUCAAGGCUUUGAGCUUAUGUUCGAGUGGAUGGAGGCCAGUUUUAUCCACCCUGAAGCCCAGGUAUUCUACCGAGUCGGCAAGGAAAGUGCACUUAUCUUUCCUGAGUUUAAAACCGGCGUCCUCUAAACGUCCUAACACGAUGUUUAGAGUCUCUAGAUGACUAUGUUCAGAUGGGCCGGUAACUAAUAUAUCGUCAAGAUAUGAGCAAACGUGAGGUAUAUCCUUCACGAGAUUAUCAAUCAAGCAUUGAAAUAAACCGGGAGCCGAACUUACUCCAAAUGGUAGUCUUUUAUAUCGAAAUAAACCCCGAUGCGUAUUGAUGGUGGUGGCGUCUCGGGAUUCAGUAUCUAGGACGACUUGGUUGUAGGCAUGCUUUAGGUCCAAAGUUGUAAAUUGAUGACCACCCGAGAGAGAUGCGUACAGAUCCUCGAUGCGCGGGAGAGGAUAAGGGUUCAGUUUAGUUGCUGAGUUGAUUGUCAGCUUGUAGUCGCCACAGAUACGCACAGAACCAUCGGUUUUAAGAACAGGAACUAUUGGGGCUGCCCAUUCCGAAUAUUGCACGGGCUCAAUAAUAUCCGCUUUCUGUAGGCGAUCCAGCUCUUCUUCGACCUUCGGUGCGAGUGCAUAGGGGACUGUACGAGCUUUAAAGAACCGGGGCCGGAAAUCUGACUGAAACUGAAACUAAACAGGUGGACCGCGGUAGUGGGUAGCUGAAUCGUCACGAACUAGAUCCUUAUGAUUUACCAAAACUGAAUCUAAAGCCGGAUUUACACCAAUCCGAUGAACAUAGGAUAGCACAGAAGGCACACAUUUAAUCCAAUUUCGCCCAAGGAGAUUCGGUUGCUGGCUUCCUCUCACCACAUGAACCGGCAAGUAAUGAAGUUCUCCAUCAUGUUCGACUUCGGCUGUAAAGAUCCCUCGAACGUCUACGUUCUGUCCAGUGUAACUACGGAAUGUUGAGCUAGCCGGUAGAAGGGAUGUUCUUUGGCCAAAAAGGUAGCGGUGUAGGCAGCAAUGAAGACAUGUUCGUUAGACUGUGUCGCCAAUGUUAUGUAUGCAAAACAGAAGGCUAAUUGGAAGUAGGACGUGUACUGAGUACGAUAGACAGCACAAGUGAGGAGGCUUGUGGAAACGGCCGGGUAUAUGGCUAGGGGGACUGUCAUAGGCUGAUGAGUGGCCAAUCAGCACAAAGACGGUGUGAACAGGGGGCCAUGACCUUGAUCGUUCGCUUGUCACGCGUUUGUGGCAUGAUGUCCUGACGGCCCGGGCAGGAUACGCUGCAAGGUCGACUCUGAAGGUUUGCGUUCCCUCCCCUCCAAGGUUGAAGCAGUUCGUAAUUCCCCUCCACCAACUUCCAAGCGUCAGUUACUGCGAUUCCUCGGCAUGGUCAAUUUUUACCGUCGGUUCCUACCGAACUGUGCUGACCUCAUGCUGCCGCUCAGCAACAUGCUGUCUGGUCCCAAAGGUCCCCUCGAGCUGACUGGUGAAGCACUGAAUGCUUUUGAGAGAAUCAAGAAUUCGCUUGCCGAUGCCACCUUACCCACGCAUCCUGCUCCCAAAGCUCAGCUGUCUCUGAUGGUAGAUGCUUCGACCGUAGCCGUAGGUGCAGUCCUUCAACAACACCUUGCUGGUUCGACUCGACCACUUGCCUUUUUCUCCAAAAAAGAUUUUACCAGCUGAGACACGCCAUAGUACCUUUGGCCGUGAACUACUUGUCAUUUACCUGGCUGUGAGGCAUUUUUGCCAUUUCCUUGAAGGUCGUGACUUCACUGUUUUCACUGACCACAAACCGUUGACUUUUGCACUUCGUUCCCACUCCGACAAGUACAAUCCGGGGGAAAUCGCUCACCUGGACUACAUCUCCCAAUUCACCACCGACAUCCGCCACAUUGAUGGCACGAAAAAUGAGGUGGCUGAUAUGCUGUCCAGACCCUCACUGUCUUCCCUUCAACCCACGCACGGGAUCGAUCUUUGUGCCAUGGCAGCUGAGCAACAGCGAGUCGGUUGUCCUGGUGACGAGUCUGUUAGUUGUCUCCUACUCAAAGACGUUCCUCUGAUCACCGGCUCUGGUAUCAUACUUUGUGACGUCUCGACUCCAGUUCAUCGCCAUUUCGUGCCUGCCUCGGUGCGUCGAGCUGUUUUUUCAAACUCUCCACGGACUCUCCCUUCCUGGGAUUCGAGCCUCACAGAAGCUCCUCAAGGAAACGUUUGUCUAGCCUGGCAUGAACAAGGACGUCAAAGCUUGGGCUCGGUCGUGUCUGAGCUACCAGCGAAACAAGGUACAGCGCCAAAACAAACCCCACCAGGCACUUUUCCCAGUCACGACGCACGGUUCAGCCACGUGCACCUGGAUGUCGUAGGCCCCUUGCCUCCAUCCAAUGGUUUCACCCACCUUCUUACCUGUGUCGAUCGAUAUACCCGCUGGGCUGAAGCUAUUCCUUUGCCGAAUACGCAGGCUGAAACCAUCGUGAAGGCCUUCGUCAGUCGUUGGGUCGCCAUGUUCGGUGCCCCAUCCACGGUUACGACUGAUCGUGGUGCCCAGUUUGAGUCGGCACUCUUCCAAACGCUACUCAAUUUCGUUGGCUGCACACGCAUUCGGACGACAGCCUACCACCCAGCCGUCUACGAUAUGGUUGAGCGUUUCCAUCGCCAGAUAAAGAACAUCCUGCGUGCCGUAGAAGACCCAGGAAACUGGUCGGAUAACCUUCCUCUUGCACUCCUCGGCAUCCGCGCAGCUCUGAAGUCGGAUCUGGGCUGUAGCAGAGCUGAAUUGGUUUUCGGCACUACCCUCCGACUGCCAGGCGAGAUGAUUACUGCAACCUCUCGUGGGGCCGACGAGACUCCUGACAAUCUAGUGCACCGUUUGCGGCAAUUUAUGCGCUCGCUUUCCCCGGUUCCACCUCGAACUCCAAUGACUGGGUCUUAUAUCGAAAAAGAUUUGGGCAAGUGUACUCACGUGUUCGUCCGGUGUGACCGUGUGCGCCAGCCGCUGGAGUCACCCUACGAAGGACCGUCCCACGUGCUCGCGCGCAACACCAAGACCUGCCGGAUUCUUCGCGGUGACAAGGAGGACGUGGUCAGUGUCGAUCGAGUCAAGGCUGCUGUUGUAAAGGAGCCGCCGGACUUGCCACAAGGACAAAAUGUGCUGAUCCCCUAA
Spirometra erinaceieuropaei is the source of this 16605-nucleotide messenger RNA. NCBI's taxonomy places the organism in Eukaryota, Metazoa, Platyhelminthes, Cestoda, Diphyllobothriidea, Diphyllobothriidae. The record is from the annotation of a GenBank genome assembly.